AUGCCUCUUGAGGAUGCGGCGUUUGGUCGGCACUUCGUGCCUGAUGACGGACCUGCUGCUGAGGUCUUGGCUCGCAAACGCGCCGCCACCUAUCAGCGCCUCACCAUGCAGCUUACGCUGGAAGCGCUCUUGUCUGGUGCGAGGCGCAUGACGCCCUUGCGGGCGCAAGCACUUCUCGAGCCAGAGGACAGCUCCUCCUCGGACUUUGUCGAGUCGCCCGAGGAGUCUUCGCCGGAGGUCUCCGACUCCGAUGGGGGACACCCUUCGAGUGGCGCCGACGAUCGGCGCGGAGCUGGCGAGGCGUCUCCGUCCCUCACUGUGACGUCGGGUGCACAGCAUAGGAUUUACUGGCAGAAGGCACACAGUCCACAGCGAGAAGCUGCACAAACACACACAAAACACAAGCCCGAAAAGAACCAGCACUGCUGGCACCCAGACGCGGCAGCGCCAGCCCAAGCGCGAAGCCGCGCAGACAAGCAGCCUAAGGACGUCGAGACGUCCGCUGCCGCCACAAAGCGGGCGGCCGCGGACGAAGAAAGGGCAGCCGCCGACAAGGCCCCGGCUGCUACCACAGAUGCCGGGGGGCGUCCUGCUUUGCGCGCUCUCGUCGACUCGUCUCAUGAGCACUUCAUUCCUCCGCCUGCGCAGCGAAAUGUGACCCCUCUUGUCAUGCGCGUCUUCCCUCGCCAUGUGCAUGCUCGCGCUGCGCUGACCGAUCAGCAGCGUGAUAUCCUCACCUUGCACAGCCGCAGGACACACUCGCUCAAGUCGCAGGAUAGGGUCUUGCAGUCUACCAUCUUCGCUCAUUUUCCUGAGCGAGACCUGAGCCACUCUCCGAUGCGAGUCUCGAGCUACUACCCUGUUAGGAAAACUUCCUACAAGUAUCUCUCGAUCCAGUGUUGA
This is a messenger RNA of Guillardia theta CCMP2712, 903 nucleotides long. RefSeq lists its product as hypothetical. The coding region runs from base 1 to 903 and encodes 300 amino acids. The transcript has 3 exons. NCBI's taxonomy places the organism in Eukaryota, Cryptophyceae, Pyrenomonadales, Geminigeraceae. The record is from RefSeq and is a predicted model, not a curated record.